Molecule: messenger RNA, 917 nt
Organism: Dimorphilus gyrociliatus
Lineage: Eukaryota; Metazoa; Annelida; Polychaeta; Dinophilidae
Source: the annotation of a GenBank genome assembly
GACUCUUUGCUACACCAUUUCAUUUUGGAAACACCCCAGUAGCAAUGAAGACUUUACUAUUUAUUGCCUGCAUUACUUUUCUUUCACCUUCUGUAAACGGUGCGGCAGAGGGUAACUGGAAAUAUGGAGAAGAAGAAAACUGGCCUGGAAAAUGUACAAAUGGUACGAGGCAAUCUCCCAUUGAUAUUAUUACAGCAAAAGCCGAAAAAUCUCCAGAAUGGAAAAAUUUUACCCUAACUAAUUUCGACAAAGACCUUAAAUCUCGAGAAUUUAAACAUACUGGAAAAACUAUUCUAUUGGAUUUGGAAGGUUCUGGAUUGUCUAUUGAGAAUGGCGGUUUAAAUGGAACUUACCAGGCUUUGCAGUUACAUUUUCAUUGGGCGAAUGAUUCGAAAAGUGGAGCUGAACAUACAAUAGAUGGCAAAGAAUUUCCAUUGGAGCUUCAUAUUGUAACUAAGAAUGGUGAUCAAGAAUAUGGACAACAGCAUGCCGUUCUCGGAUUUGUGUUUAAAGUUGUUGACAAAAAUAAUACCAAAUUUGAUAGCAUAGCAGCUGAAGUUCCAAAGAUUAAAGCUGAAGAUGCAAAAAUUAAUAUUGACGUUAAUAUCAAAAGCUUUUUACCCUCGAACAUGAAAGUCUUCUACAGAUAUUAUGGUAGCUUAACCACACCAAAUUGCGACGAAGACGUUAUAUGGUCAGUUUUCGAAACACCAAUUGAAAUAUCGCAAUAUCAACUUUCGAUAUUUCAAGAUAUUCAUUUUUCGCACGGAUAUGCCAAUUAUAGGUCAAUUCAAAAGUUAAAUAACAGAAAAGUGCUCAAAUUUGAAGCAAAGCCUGGUGAAACUUCAUCUGCAAGUUGCUUAUUGUACAGUAGCUUUUCUCUAAUAAUCUUACUUUUCGCUACCUAUAUGUUGUAA